Molecule: messenger RNA, 2538 nt
Organism: Spirometra erinaceieuropaei
Lineage: Eukaryota; Metazoa; Platyhelminthes; Cestoda; Diphyllobothriidea; Diphyllobothriidae
Source: the annotation of a GenBank genome assembly
AUGGUUCCUAAACCAAAUACGGAUGAUUGGCGUCCUUGUGGCGAUUAUAGAGCCCUAAACAAUAUCACUAUGCCCGAUCGGUACCCUGUUCCUCAUCUUCAGGACUUUGCUGGAGCCCUUUUCGGCAAAACCAUCUUCUCGAAGAUCGAUUUGGUGCGGGCUUUUCAUCAAAUUCCGAUUGCGGCUGAGGACAUUCCCAAAACGGCAGUGACGACUCCUUUUGGCUUGUUCGAGUUCCUUCGCAUGCCAUUUGGUCUCCGAAAUGCCUCACAAACUUUCCAACGUUUCAUUGACCGUGUUUUACGCGGCCUUCCAUUUGUUUAUGCGUAUAUUGAUGAUGUUCUCGUCGCCAGUCGAGAUGUGGAGGAACAUCUCCAUCACCUUACCCUGCUUUUCGACCGAUUUCAGCAGUUUGGUGUCACCCUGCAUCCUUCUAAAUGUGUCCUAGGAGCCACUUCUCUUGAGUUCUUAGGUCACCUGAUAGACUCAAACGGUAUUCGGCCUCUUCCCUCAAAAGUUGCCGCCAUUCGGGACUUUCCACCCCCUACCUCGAAGCGUCAGUUGCAACGGUUUCUUGGUAUGGUGAACUUUUAUCGCCGGUUUCUCCCGAACUGUGCCGAUACCAUCCUACCUCUGACCGAUCUCCUCUCAGGUCCCAAACGCACCUUUGAACUUACAUCAGCCGCACUCACGUCAUUUGAGCAGGUAAAAGACCUUCUGGCUGACGCCACCCUCCUGACUCACUUUCACGCUGAUGCACCCAUAUCUUUGAUGGUCUAUGCCUCCAAUGUUGCUGUUGGCGCGGUUCUUCAACAAAGUCUGCCGGAUUCUACCGUGCCUUUGGCUUUCUUCUCCAAGAAACUAUCCAAAGCAGAAACCCGCUACAGCACAUUCGGACGUGAACUUCUCGCCGCUUAUCUUGCCGUAAGGCACUUCCGGCAUUUACUUGAAGGUCGAGAGUUCACAAUUUUCACUGAUCAUAAGCCACUCACGUUUGCGAUGCAUUCCCACUCUGACAAGCUAAGCCCCCGGGAGAUCCGUCACCUGGACUACAUUUCGCAGUUCACUUCAGACAUCCGCCAUAUUGACGGGUCAAGGAAUGAGGUGGCUGACGCACUGUCCAGGCCCUCUAUUGCUCAUCUUCAGCUUUCACCCGGGAUAGACCUCGCUGAAAUGGCCGCUGAACAACGCCGUGUCGGUCCACCCUGUGAUGAGGAUGUUUCCGGACUCCAACUCCAGGAACUACCACUGACGACUGGCAAUGGCACCAUUUUAUGCGACGUAUCCACCCCUUCCCAUCGUCCAUUUGUGCCGCCAUCCCUCCGCCGUAAAGUUUUCUCCUCCCUGCACAAUCUCUCUCACCCUGGGAGUCGAGCAACCGACAAGCUGGUUUCCGACCGCUUCGUCUGGCCUGGUAUGCACAAGGACCUGAAGGCAUGGACACGGGCUUGCAUUGCCUGUCAACGGAGCAAGAUCCAGCGGCACAACAAGGCCCCUAUUGGUACUUUCCCCGGCCCUGGUGCAAGGUUCAGCCACGUUCACCUGGACAUUGUAGGCCCCCUGCCUCUGUCCAAUGGUUGUUCCUAUCUCCUCACCUGUGUGGAUCGGUUCACUCGGUGGCCUGAAGCAAUUCCCCUGCCUGACAUUGCUGCUCCAACGGUGGUCAAGGCUUUUCUCAGUCGUUGGGUUGCUAUCUUUGGUGCACCCUCCACAAUCACGACUGACCGUGGUGCCCAAUUUGAAUCUAAUCUCUUCCAGUCUUUACUCUCCUUUUUAGGCUGUACCCGCAUCCGGACGACAGCCUAUCACCCGGCUGCUAACGGGAUGGUCGAGCGGUUUCACCGCCAGCUGAAGGCCUCCCUACGCGCCGCAACCGAUCCGGAGGACUGGACGGAUCACCUUCCCCUGGUCCUCUUGGGCAUCCGCUCCGCUCUCAAGCCGGACCUUGACUGUUCCGCAGCUGAACUGGUGUUCGGCUCCACCGUCCGACUCCCCGGUGAGAUGAUCUCGCCAACCCCUCAAGGUGCAGCUGAGGAUCCUACCAACCUCCUGCAUCGUCUCCGGCAGUUUAUGCGGACACUUUCUCCGGUUCCUCCCAGGUCCUCCGCCUCUCCGUCUUAUCUCGAGAAGGACUUGGCAACGUGCUCUCACGUCUACCUUCGAUGUGAUCGAGUCCGCCGGCCUCUGGAACCGCCCUAUGACGGCCCAUUUCGGGUGCUCUCUCGCGGGCCGAAGACUUUCCGCAUUCAGCGCGACAAUCGUGAAGAGGUCGUGAGUGUGGACCGCCUCAAGGCUGCCGUCCCUGACACUCCUCCGGAUGAAUCCUGUGGUCCUGUACCUUCUGCUUUCCCCCAUGCAGCCUCUAUUCCACCGUCCCGUAUUUUCCCUCUGCCCUCCUGUCCGCCAUCUCCGACUGCCACCACCAACUCCAACACUUCCGCCACCGGAUGUAUUCACUCUUCUACGGACCCUGUAUAUAUCACUCGUAGUGGUCGUCAUGUACACUUUCCUGAUCGGUUGGUCACGCAUUUCUUUUAG